Miscanthus lutarioriparius is the source of this 966-nucleotide messenger RNA. The record is from the annotation of a GenBank genome assembly. NCBI's taxonomy places the organism in Eukaryota, Viridiplantae, Streptophyta, Magnoliopsida, Poales, Poaceae.
AUGGCAGAAAUCGUAGCAUCUGCGGUGGCUAGCGAGGCAGUGAGCAGGAUAUCCACCCUCGUAUCAGGCGACAGAACUGCUAGUCACCAGAGUGCCGAAGACAAAGCUGAGAGGCUGGAGAUGGCAGUGCUGAAAAUCCAAUGCAUCGUUGCCGUCUCAGAAGACCUCCAGAUCACCCACCUCCCCUUGCUGCACUGUAAGGCCAAGCUGAAGCGCGUUGCCGUGGAAGGCGACAGCCUCUUACAUGUGCACAAGAAGAAAACCUUGGAACGCAGCGCCACAGGUACCUCCUCGUUUUCUCAGUACUUGAUCCAUGCGGCCAAACGAUUUGUUCCUUUCCGCGGCAGCGGCAGAGAAGAAGACGAGUUGAGGGACAGCACGCUGCAAAGGUUGGAGAGGCUUGCUGACGGCGCGGAUAGCUUCUUCAGGCUGGUGGUUGAGUCCAGCGGCCGUCGUCGUCCAGAGAGGAGCGUGCCGUCGUCCUUGCCAUCGCUGACACAAUCUUUGCUUGCCGGCAACUCGGUGGAGUUCUCCCUCCAAAGACCCGGCACCGGCAGCAGCGACCUUGUUCUGCUAUGGCCAUGGCAGGAUCCAGACGCCGAUGAUGAAGACGAACUGGAGGCGUAUCUCAUGGUGUCGCGUGAGGAUGAGGUCACGUGGCAGAGAAACCUGAAGAUGGUCGUCUCGUUCCGUCUAUCAGAGGCCAAAAACAUACUGGCCAUCGCCACGAGCUGCCUGGACCUCCUGCCUCCACAGUUCGGUGCCGCGCGCGUUGCCAUCACGGGACUGUUGCAUCAAACCAUAGCAUCGCAAAGCCAUCGAUGGCGUUCAGAUCUGUCAGCUAAGUCGAUGUGGUGCCGCCGUAUGAUGCGGGAAUACCUCCGGUCUGAUUGUGGCCCACCGCAUAACCCUAAUCUGGAAUGCCCAAAUUCCGGAAUUAUGGUGCUUCCUCAGCCAGUGAUUUGA